Molecule: messenger RNA, 2995 nt
Organism: Oncorhynchus kisutch (coho salmon)
Lineage: Eukaryota; Metazoa; Chordata; Actinopteri; Salmoniformes; Salmonidae
Product: keratin, type I cytoskeletal 19-like
Exons: 9
Coding region: 67-1449 (460 amino acids)
Cellular component (GO): cytoskeleton
Molecular function (GO): structural molecule activity
Source: RefSeq, a predicted model, not a curated record
CUGACGCCUCAACUACGAAGAACGCACUUUAACCUCCCAGGACGCAUCGCCAGACUAUCUCUCGCCAUGUCCAUUGUAGCCAGUCGCAGUAGUAGCCUUAGAUACAGCUCAGGUAGCGGUGUCGUUUCGAGUGGCCUCAGUUCGUCCGGUGGGAUGCAGUUUUCCAGCAGUUCGGGAUACGGUAGGUCCCGUAUGAGCGUGUCCUCUGUUGGGAGCAGUCGCUCGCCGAGUGUAUAUGGAGGUGCCGGGGGAUACGGCACCCGUAUCUCUCAAUCUUCUUUCUCUACGGACGGGCCAGGUCAGAUCGCUAUCGGUGCCAACGAGAAGCAUACCAUGCAGAAUCUGAACGAUCGUUUGGCCCGCUACCUGGAAAAGGUGUGCUCUCUAGAGGCAGCCAAUAGCAAUUUGGAGUUGCAGAUCAAAGAGUUCUACGAGAUGAGAUCACCGACUCACAAGAAGGACCUCAGUGGGUUCUAUGCCACCAUCACAGACAUCCGCAGCAAGAUCCAUGCCAGGUCUGUGGAGAACGCUCAGAUGAUCCUGCGGGUGGAUAAUGCCAGAGUUGCAGCUGAUGAUUUCAAGAUGAAGUUCGAGAUGGAGGUUAACAUGCGUAUGACCUUGGAAGGGGAUGUUGCUCGUCUGAGAGGAGUGCUGGACAGCUUUACGCUUGCCAGAGGAGACCUGGACAUGCAGAUUGAGGGGCUGAAGGAGGAGCUGGUCUACCUCAGGAAGAACCAUGAGGAGGAGAUGCAUUUGAUGAGGACACAGCAGUGUGGUGCUGUGAAUGUGGAGAUGGACUGUGCUUCCUCAGUGGACAUGAGCAAGGUGCUGGAGGAGAUGAGGACCCAGUAUGAGGGCAUGGUGGCGAAGAACCAGAGAGAUGCUGCCAAGUGGUUCGAGAGCAAGGUGGAGGUGCUUCAGAGCCAGAUCACCACCAGCACCACAGAGGUGAAGACCUCUCAGUCUCAGGUGACCGACCUGAAGAGGACCUUCCAGAGCCUGGAGAUUGAACUGCAUGGCCUGCUCACUCAGAAUGGGUACCUGGAGCAGAGCGUCGCUGAUAUAAACGGCCGCCACGGCUCCCAGCUGAGCCAGCUGCAGGUUUGUAUCAACAGCAUGGAGGAGGAGCUGCAGCAGCUCAACGUCAGCAUCCAGCAGCAGGCCUCCGAGUACCAGAUCCUCCUGGACAUCAAGAUGAGGCUGGAGAUGGAGAUCGCUGAGUACAGGAGGCUGCUGGAUGGAGAGGUAUUCAGUAAGCAUGUGGAGACCAGACAGGAGGUCAGGAAAGUGAUCGUGGUCGAGAAGGUCCAGGAAGUACAACAAGUCCAGGAAGUGGUGGAAGAGUAUAACCCCCACAUGCAGAAGCGGGUGAGGGUGAUCGUGGAAGAGAUGGUGGAUGGGAAGGUGGUGUCCACCUCAGUUGAUGAGAAGGUCCAGGAUAUUAACUAACUGAGAAGGUCAGAUAGUUCUGGAAUCUGGUGAAGCGGUAAUGGACCACACAUACCCCUGGACCACACAUAACCCUGGACCACACAUACCCCUGGACCACACAUAACCCUGGACCACACAUAACCCUGGACCACACAUAACCCUGGACCACACAUACCCCUGGACCACACAUACCCCUGGACCACACAUAACCCUGGACCACACAUACCCCUGGACCACACAUACCCCUGGACCACACAUACCCCUGGACCACACAUAACCCUGGACCACACAUACCCCUGGACCACACAUAACCCUGGACCACACAUAACCCUGGACCACACAAAACCCUGGACCACACAUAACCCUGGACCACACAUAACCCUGGACCACACAUAACCCUGGACCACACAUAACCCUGGACCACACAUAACCCUGGACCACACAUAACACUGGACCACACAUAACCCUGGACCACACAUAACCCUGGACCACACAUACCCCUGGACCACACAUAACCCUGGACCACACAUACCCCUGGACCACACAUAACCCUGGACCACACAUAACCCUGGACCACACAUACCCCUGGACCACACAUAACCCUGGACCACACAUACCCCUGGUGACGGGUGUUCAAUCCCCAUCUAUAUAUAUAUAUAUAUAAAUAAUGUCAUGGUUGCAUACUGUAAUAUUUCCCUUCUGACAGGAUUGCAUCAGCUGAAUGAUAACUGAUGUAAUUGACUCGUGUUACCUUAUAACUCUUAUAUGUCUCUAUCAUGUGGCAACUUGAAUAUUAUUUCUCGUGUGCUUUUGUUCCAUUUGUGGCCACCAGGUGACGUCUCUCAUUUUAAUAUAUUUGGCCAGUGCAAUUAAAAGUGAAAAUGAUUGUGUGAAAAGUGGAAACAGAUUAUUCCAGUUACAUAAGUGACAUCAGGGAAAAUAUGACUCACGUCAUCAGCCAUUAUAAAGCUAUUUUAGCUCCAUUAUAUCCUCCCAGGACCACAAGCCGUCUAUGUUCUCUGGACUCUAUGACAAGGUUAAAGUUCAUGUUCUGUAGGCCUACGACACUGACACCACAUGUUACAUUUGGCUGUUGAUUAAAUAUAGAUGUCAAUGCAUUUCAGGGCGCUGAUAUCAUAAUUGAGGGUGCGUUGUUGUCCUCUAAAAAGCUGAGAAGAAACACCUUUACAGCAGUGGCGGCCGGUGCCGUUUAAGAUGAGGGAGGACGACAAUUGUUUUUAUAAGCUUGGCCUUAUUUCUAUUGCACCAUAUUGGAUGACUGUCAUUCAUAUUCCAUUCACCCAGUUCAAUGUAACAAGGACAGGUUUAGGCUUCCUCAUGAUUCUCACAUUUUCCCUAUAAACGUCAUGAGGUAAGCUACAAGAUCGUCUAUGAAUGAAAGUUUACAACGUAGGUGCACGAGAGAAAACAUUUGAGGGUACAGAUAGUGACACAUUUAACUUGCACACUCUUGCCUGCGUCUAGCUGAUCUAGGGUGUAAUCAUUAGACUAACAGUUGCAAACAAGCGUUUCUACUGGCCAAAUUCAGGUAUGUUUAUCCCCG